UCAGUUUCAAAUCAUUUUCUGUUGAGAAACAUUGAAAUGAUGAAGUUACUCCAAUAUGUCUCGUUGGUUUCAUUGUUGGUGGUCUUCGCGUUUGUCAAAGCAGACGACGAAUUGUAUUCCGACAAGUAUGAUUACAUAGAUCCCAAGGAAAUCGUCGCCAAUGAUCGUUUAAGGGAUGAGUAUUAUAAUUGUUUCAUGGACAUCAACCCUUGUGUUACCCCGGACGCCAUAUUCUUCAAAUCGAAUUUACCGGAGGCAAUAAUAACUAAAUGCAAGAAGUGUACAGAAAAGCAAAAGGAAAACUUUGAAUUUAUAGCUGUCUGGUAUACCGAUAAUCGUCCAGAUGAAUGGAAUGCUCUCAUUAAAAAGUUCAUGGAAGAUGCAAAGAAACAGAACAUAGAUAAUUCCAAAUAGUAUAGGUACCGAUGUUAUUUUUACGAAUCAAUUAUAGAAAGGAUAAAACGAAUAGUGUUAUUUUUUUUUUUCUAUUCUAUGCGAAACAAAAAUUUAAUUAAUACAUUUAAAUCAAUUAAUGAGCAAUACGAACGGGAAAAUAUAUUAAAACAACUGGAAUGAA
Messenger RNA from Vespa crabro (European hornet), 577 nucleotides. Its product is annotated as ejaculatory bulb-specific protein 3-like. NCBI's taxonomy places the organism in Eukaryota, Metazoa, Arthropoda, Insecta, Hymenoptera, Vespidae. The transcript has 2 exons. The record is from RefSeq and is a predicted model, not a curated record. Bases 37 to 414 code for a protein of 125 amino acids.